CAUUUUCAGUACAGUAAAGCUUCUCACGCGUGUGCUUGUCCGGAAGCCUUGAUCCAAGAUGACGUGGUUUGCCUUUGUCUGUUUUCUUGGCGUUUCACAUGCUUUCCUUCUGGAGACAAGUCGUGUGUGUUAUGGUGAGCUGGGGUGUUUUGAGGACGGGUCACCCUUCUGGAGCACCCACCGUCCCCUUUCCGUUCUACCAGCCAGUCCUGCUGACAUCGGCACCAGGUUCUUCCUGUACACCAGAGAUAACCCAACGGUGGCGACAGAGGGAGAAGUAUUUUAUGGCUUUCCCGACAGCAUUACGAAUUCUACAUUCAAUGCCAAACUUCCAAUCAAGAUCAUUGUACAUGGUUAUACAGACAACGCACAUCUGGAGUGGGUUAUGAACAUGGUGACUGAGUUACUGAAACAGGCCCCGAUGAACGUGAUAACAGUUGACUGGGAAAAGGGCGCGGCAAUACCGUACACGACCGCCACAGCCAACACGCGUGUAGUCGGGGCGCAGAUAGCACAGCUGAUCAACUACAUCAUGAAGCUGACUGAAUGCUCAAGUUCUCAGUUCCACGUGAUCGGACACAGUCUCGGCGCACAUAUCGGAGGAUACAUUGGUGAGAGGGUCACUCACCUGGGCAGGAUAACAGGCUUGGAUCCAGCUGGACCAUUUUUCGACAACACCCACCCUGCCGUUCGAUUAGACCCCUCCGAUGCCGACUUCGUUGACUGUAUCCACACGGACGGCUCCAGCAUCUUCAGUCUUGGACUCGGCACACCGGAACCUAUGGGCCAUGUGGAUUUCUAUCCAAAUGGUGGUUUCCAUCAACCUGGAUGUAAAAAUUCUCUGGGCGAUAAAAUUACGGGCACGGCAUGGAAUGCAAUCACCAUUGGCCUUCUUGGUGCAAAAAAGGUUGCUUCUUGCAGCCACUUGGCUUCUUUUAGGUACUUCACCGAAUCUAUCAACACCCACUGUCCUUUCAAAGCUUAUCCAUGUGCUAGCCCUGAGAACUUUUUGGAGGGAAAGUGCCUGGAAUGUCACGGACAGUGUUCUGCCAUGGGUUAUCACUCUGACAAGGGUCAAGGACGUGGGUCACUUUAUUUAGCGACACAGGGGACUGUUCCGUAUUGCAGUUAUCAUUACGACGUGAAGUUAAUGUUUGCGGAAAAUUUCAACGGUAAAAUGACAGUGACACUUCAUGGGACGACUGGAGAUACACAUCGCAUAACAGUGAGCAAGAACGAUGAAGUUCUCGCGCCCGGGAAAGAAAUGUCUCACAUGGUGAUAACUCCGUCAUCCAUUGGUCAGAUUAAGUCUGUAACACUGAGCUAUGACAAAACAGCCAGCCUGUUGACAGCUUGGCUAUACCCGGACACAAUCCACCUUACGGUCAUUCACAUUUACCAAGGAGAAACUCAGACCAUGGCAUCAUUCUGUUCAAAUGGAAAGCAAGUGAUGUCUCAUGGAGAAACAACGUUCACUGCAGGAUGUUGACUAAGAGCUGAUCGCGUAUGUAAAGAUCUUGUUUGUCAUAGAUUUCCAGCUAAUAAAGCAUAAAAUA
This is a messenger RNA of Liolophura sinensis, 1556 nucleotides long. Its product is annotated as inactive pancreatic lipase-related protein 1-like. The record is from RefSeq and is a predicted model, not a curated record. NCBI's taxonomy places the organism in Eukaryota, Metazoa, Mollusca, Polyplacophora, Chitonida, Chitonidae. Gene Ontology annotation, molecular function: triacylglycerol lipase activity; protein binding. The transcript has 9 exons. The coding region runs from base 59 to 1489 and encodes 476 amino acids. Gene Ontology annotation, biological process: lipid catabolic process.